Molecule: messenger RNA, 1768 nt
Organism: Eucalyptus grandis
Lineage: Eukaryota; Viridiplantae; Streptophyta; Magnoliopsida; Myrtales; Myrtaceae
Exons: 4
Coding region: 112-1422 (436 amino acids)
Source: RefSeq, a predicted model, not a curated record
ACAACCCGAUGGAAGUUUAGAAACAGGAAACUCAGGAUUUUGCACUUUGUCCGUCGCGCCCCCGCUUCCUCGGAGGAUCUCCCCUCUUCCCCCGUGCCGUCACCAUCCGCCAUGGAAGCCGGCGGCGGCGAGGAACCUCUGAUCGGCGACCGCCGCCGGAGCGUCACGUUCGCGCGGUGCGUGUCGCACGCGCAGGACGAGCUGCAGAGCUUCCGGUCCUACCUCCGGUGGAUGUGCGUGGACCAGUCGAACGCCUGGACCGCCUGCCUCUCCUGGUCCAUGUUCCUCAUCUUCGCGAUCGCCGUCCCCGCCGCCUCCCACUUCCUGCUCGCCUGCUCGAGCUGCGACGCCAAGCACGCCAGGCCCUUCGACGGCGUCGUCCAGCUGUCGCUCAGCAGCCUCGCCACGCUCUCCUUCGUCUGCCUGUCGCGGUUCGUGCGGAAGUACGGCCUCCGGAGGUUCCUCUUCUUCGACAAGCUCUGGGACGAGAGCGAGACGGUGAGGGAUGGCUACACCGACCAGCUCAAUAGAUCAUUGAAAAUCCUCUCCAUAUUCGUCCUCCCCUGCUUUGCAGCUGAGAGUGCUUAUAAAAUAUGGUGGUAUGCCUCAGGAGCCUCUCAAAUACCAUUUUUGGGGAACGUUUACCUGAGUGACACCGUUGCUUGCAUCAUGGAGCUCUGUUCAUGGCUCUACCGCACAAUGGUCAUUUUCUUGGUGUGUGUACUCUUCCGUCUGAUCUGCUCUCUCCAGAUCUUGCGACUGCAAGACUUUGCAAAGUUGUUUGAAGUGGACUCAGAUGUGGCUUCGGUCCUAUCUGAGCAUCUUAGGAUCAGGAGACACCUUCGGAUCAUAAGCCAUAGGUACCGUGCGUUCAUAUUGUGGGCUCUGGUUUUGGUCACUGGAAGCCAGUUUGCUGCUCUGCUUGUCACUACCAAGUCCACCGCAGAUGUUAACAUUUAUCGUGCAGGAGAAUUGGCUCUUUGCUCGAUGGCUCUGGUUGCCGCACUCCUCAUCUUGUUGCGCAGUGCGACCAAGAUUACACAUAAAGCACAGUCCGUGACAUGCCUUGCGGCAAAGUGGCAUAUAUGUGCAACACUCGAUGGUUCUUUCGAGGCAAAUGAUGGUGAGACACCAGUGGCUCAGGCUGCCGAUGGCCAGGUCUUUGCUGUUAGAAGUACAGAAUCAGAGAGUGAUGCUGGGGAUGAGGAAGAUGACUUGGACAAUAGCAAGUUAAUCCCAGAGUAUACCUAUAGUACCAUCUCAUACCAGAAAAGACAAGCCCUUGUGACAUACUUUGAGAAUAACCGGGCGGGGAUAACAGUGUACGGAUUCACGUUAGACAGGACUACUCUGCACACCAUAUUUGGCAUUGAGCUCUCCCUUGUGCUUUGGCUGCUUGGAAAGACCAUCGGCAUAUCUUGAGAAAUUGAGCAUUUGGGUUUGAGACUAACUUAUGCCGCACCAGUUGCAGCACAGAGGAAGACCAUCGGCAUAUCUUGAGAAAUUGAGCAUAAGGGGUUUGCCAGAGAGAGAGAGAGAGAUAAAGAGUUGUGCAUGUAAAGGCGUUCUGUUCAUUUUUUUCCUUCUUAUUUCCGACCUGUAAUAUCCACCUAUGUAGAAUAUGAUCAUCUGAUCACAUUCAUUUUGUAAUCCAUAUUGGGUUUCUGAUUACUGCGUGAGUUCAGCUCAAUUGGGUGACGAUUGUCCCCUGGUAACUCAAAUUUCAUGCUGCCGGAGACUGUCCAAUGUUAAAUUUCUGGAAUUCCAA